CUGGGGCAGUCCUUUUUCAUGUCUUCUAACUUUUUAUUUGUCCGGAUUUGUCACAUGCGGCACCUCAGCUGAUCCGUUCAUAUUUUUGAAUCUUUUUGCACUCUUCAACGAACUCGAUGAAUGCAACAGACUAGACCUUUACUCGAUUGUCAUCCUGAGCUAUCUGUUAUAGAAUGGCCUAGUUUUCGGGAGUAUCGCGUUGAGAACUGGCAACUUGCUCGGGAUGGGAGUGGGAAUGUUGUUCGCGGUGCGACAUCAUGGGGGUGGAUUGACCUUUGUCUGCCCGUGGUCAUCUCAUUCAUUUGGCCAAGAUUUCGCGGCAGCACCAUAUUGUGUGCAUUUGUUGUCCUGGUAGUUGGGUUUACCAUGUACUGCCGUUGUGUGCAAGUUCUUCAUGAGUCUGUGCUAGUGUUUCCAGCCUACGGUAUACAGCUCGAGACGCAUCGGGGAUACCCUUUGCUAAAGCCACUCUUCGUGUCUAGGCGAUUUAUUCACGCAUCCCUUUUAGAAGACUUCGUCAUAAAUGAGGGUUUAAGAAGAUGGAACGUCCGCUAUUAUCUGGCUGCUGUUCACGGAUCCAGCACAGACAAGAUUGCUUUGGAUGUCGCAUUUGAGAAUAUUUUGCCCCACUUUCCCGUACUCCUUGAAGUAUAUCAAGGAGUGCAAGAACUCAUGUUCUACAACCACACGGACAAUAUGCAUACCCCCAUAUAAUAUACCAUCUAUUUUUUCCAUCAAAAACAAUCCUUUCCCUCACGCAGCGUUCUGGGCCUA
Suillus subaureus is the source of this 774-nucleotide messenger RNA. RefSeq lists its product as uncharacterized. The transcript has 4 exons. Gene Ontology annotation, cellular component: glycosylphosphatidylinositol-N-acetylglucosaminyltransferase (GPI-GnT) complex. Gene Ontology annotation, biological process: GPI anchor biosynthetic process. The record is from RefSeq and is a predicted model, not a curated record. NCBI's taxonomy places the organism in Eukaryota, Fungi, Basidiomycota, Agaricomycetes, Boletales, Suillaceae. Bases 121 to 714 code for a protein of 197 amino acids.